Funneliformis mosseae is the source of this 3378-nucleotide messenger RNA. The record is from the annotation of a GenBank genome assembly. Lineage: Eukaryota; Fungi; Glomeromycota; Glomeromycetes; Glomerales; Glomeraceae.
AUGAACUCUUCAAAUCCUCAAAGGUUACCAAAGCAUAAAACGUUUGUAGAUACUGUCAUGCUUUUGUUAGCACAGUUGGAGAAAAAUACUGGCGAAAGGAUUGACAGCUCUCAGGUUGAUUCAGAACAGACAACACCACACGGAUCUAUUAGCGUAAUAAAGUCUAAAUUUGAGAAACUGAAUAACAACAAUGAUACGAAUGAAACUACCAAUGCAAAAAACAAGUUAUCUUUUCCUAAUGCUGUGAUAAUGGCUCAUCAACAACAUAAACAUCAAUUGCAUAAGAAAUAUAAAUCAGGAGAGCUUAGAAAUUCUUCAAAUAAUGAAAUUAAUGGUCAAAUACCGUCAAAACUGCAAAAAAAUUCAUUCAGGAAUGCCGUUAACGUAGUUAAUGCCGUCAAUGGAUUAAAAUCUCCCCCUCCAAUACCUCCGAGAUCUAAACCACCGAUUGGAGGGAUUAAACCUAUCAUACCACCAUCACCUUCAGUAUUAAAAAAUAAUCUUUCACCUACUAUUUUGAAUCUUCCUAAUAGUGCACCUCUUUCUCAACACGUAUUAGAGGAUACUGAUAACCCUUUUGAUGAUUCUAAAGGAGUUGAUCCUUUUGCUGAUGACAAUGAGCUUCCACUUCCACUACAUGAUUCUACUAAAACUUCAACGGUGAUCGCGUCUUCACCUUCAAGACCUAGAAGGCAUAGUCAUACUCCUGCUCCUUCAAAUGUUAUAAAAAGAAAUAAACUUAUAGCCGAUAAUUUGAUUGAUUUAACUUAUAAUUUGCAACGUAGUGCUAGUCAAACAGUAUCUUCAAAGCCUCUAAGGAAGCCCGAAAUUUUAAUGCCUAAUUCUUCUAGACCUUUGCCAAAGUGUCAUGAAAAUGAUCCACCUUCUCUACCGCCAAAACCAUCAAAUAGACCGCCAGCUCCAGCGCUUUCUAAUCGCCCACAAUUGCCACCACGAAAACCUAAUAUGGAGCAUCAUAAUGAGAAAAAAAGCAAGCAGGCGAAAGUCACAAAAAAAGUAGAUGAUCAAGCAGAUUCAGAUUCUUUGGAUGAUUCUUCAAAAAAGAUUCCAGAUGCAUCUUGUACUAAUAGACGACCGCCAAAAUUUCAUAACAUUCAAGAUAUUAAUAGUAAAAAUACAACACGUACUUUCGCCAUCGCGGGGGAAUUUUUAAUUACAGGUUCAGGCCAAACUCGUAUAUGGUCUUUGGAGAAUGGUUCAAAUGUUCGUAGCGUCCCUUGUGAUGAUUCUAUAACAAGCUUAUGUUGGCGCCCGACUCGUCGUAUAGAAGAGGUUGGUCGUUAUAUUUGGUGUGGGGCUCAAGAUGGUUACUUAUAUGUCGUUGAUAUAGAUUGUAGCAAACAGAUUGAGAAGAAUAAGAAAGCUCACAAUUCACCAAUUAAUUUCAUAUUACGUCAUCAAUUGCAAUUGUGGACGUUAGAUGAUAGUGGUAAAUUACAAAUAUGGUCGGAAGAUGAUAGUGGAGUUGUCUCCCUGAAUUCAAAACCAAAAACUGUAAAGGUUUUAUCAAAACCGAAUUGUGCUAUUGUAGUCGGUCAUCAUUUAUGGUUAUCAUAUGGUAAGUCGAUUGUAAUUCAUAAUCCACUUGACGAUACCCAUGUGGCAAAAAUUGAAGUGGGACCCGAAGUAGGAAAUAUUAGAUGUAUGACACAAACGGAUAAUUCUUCUCUUGUUUAUACUGGACAUGACGAUGGAACAAUUGGUGUGCAUGAUGCUCAAACUCAUAAAACUGAGUCCACUUUUACCGUAUCAACGUAUUGUAUUAAUUCUUUACUGGGCGUAGGCAAUUAUCUAUGGGUUGGUUUCAAAACUGGUAUGAUUUACAUCUAUGACGUGCAACAUAGUCCUUGGGUAGUAAUUAAGCAUUGGCAAGCUCAUAAAGCUCCAAUUAUUGACAUGCAAUUGGAUAAUGCUGGUUUAUGGAGAGUUGAAAGAUUGCAAGUUGCUAGUUUAAGUGAUGAAGGUCAAAUCAUCGUAUGGGAUGGCUUAAUGCACGAUGAUUGGAUAGACGAUCAAAUGUUUGAUAGAGAGAAUGAUUAUUGCACCUUUAGGGAUGUUAAAGUGUUAAUAUGUUCAUGGAAUAUUGACGCAUCAAAACCCGAAGAUUUAGAACGAUCUCCAGAUGGUGAACAUUUUCUCACCAAUUGGAUCAAAAGCACAGAGUCACCUGAUAUUAUAGUCUUUGGAUUUCAAGAAAUGAUCAACCUGGAAUCAAAGAAGAUGACCGCAAAAAUGUUAAUGACCAAAAAGAAAAAUGCCAAACAAUUAAGUGAAAAUAUAACGCAGCGAUAUAAGUUAUGGCAUGAUAAGUUGGUUCAAGUGGUUGGUCAGAACUAUGAAGUUUUGGAAAAGGAUAACCUUGUUGGAUUAUUUACAUGUAUUUUCGCAAAGAAGGACGAACGGGAACAUAUUAGAGAAAGUGAUGUUGCGUUAAAGAAAACUGGGUUAAAAGGGUAUCAUGGUAAUAAAGGUUCGAUAGCGACAAGAUUUAUAUAUGAUGAUACAUCAAUAUGUUUUGUGAAUUGUCAUUUAGCAGCAGGACAAUUACAAACUAAGGAAAGAAAUACAGAUGCGGCAAAGAUAUUGGAUAAUACGACAUUUCCAUCAAAAGCCGCAAAAGAUAAGUUCAUAUGGCGAGAAAAUGAAUACGUUUUCACUAAUGGAGGAGAUGGAUCGAUGGUAUUAGAUCACGAAAUAGUAUUCUUCAGUGGGGAUUUAAAUUAUAGGAUAAAUUUAUCAAGAAAUGAAGUACUUGAAGCUAUAGAAAAAAAAGAUUAUAAGUUCUUAACAGAUUACGAUCAAUUAGCUAUACAAAGAAUUAAGAAUCCAGGAUUUCGUCUUAGGCAAUUUUUAGAAGGAGAAAUAGUAUUUAAACCUACAUAUAAAUAUAAUCCUGGAGAAGAUGAAUAUGAUACGUCAGAAAAGAAAAGGAUUCCAGCGUGGUGUGAUAGAAUAUUAUAUCGUCCCAAAUAUCUUAAAUCAGAGAGACAUGAAGGGCAUGAUCAAAGAAGUGAAAAUGAAAGUAAUGAUAAUCUAGAUAAAAAAUAUUGUAAUGUUGAGCUAGAUCAUUAUUUAAGACAUGAAUGUAAAAUAUCAGAUCAUAGACCUAUUAGUGGCGCUUUUUAUAUAAAAACAAAAAAAAUAUUAGAAGAUAAAAAGGAUUUGGUUAGAGAAGAAGUUGAAAAGGCGUGGAAAGAAAAGGCUAAAGAAGAAUUACACAAGUUCACGGUUAGAUGGUUAGAAAGUUGUGGUUGGGAUGAGCAGAUUGCUGAUAAAACUCUUAGGGAGAAUCAUAGAAAUUUGAGAAAAACCGUAGAUCAAUUGAGUAAGAGAGAUGAAAAAGGAAAAAGGAAAUAA